Molecule: messenger RNA, 2346 nt
Organism: Thermothelomyces thermophilus ATCC 42464
Lineage: Eukaryota; Fungi; Ascomycota; Sordariomycetes; Sordariales; Chaetomiaceae
Exons: 4
Coding region: 82-2163 (693 amino acids)
Source: RefSeq, a predicted model, not a curated record
CACACACACACACACAAACAUACACACACACAUACACACACACAGCCAGCUACGGCGUCCCGGAUCGGAACGCUGCCCACCAUGGAAAAGCGACCAGCAAUGUCAAUGGAGGCGAUGCUCGACGAGGAGCGAAAAGAGGUGCUCGCGCUUUUGGAGGGGUCGUCGAGCUCGCGGCCCAAAGCUUCCCCGUCGCUGGACGGGCGCUCUCCGUCUCCCUACACCCCGCGCUCUCCCGUCCGCAGCAUGCUCGAUAUUGCCCCCGUGAGGAGUAUGCUAGAUGUGGAUAGCCCCCGCCCGCAGCAGAUCCGGAGCAUGCUCGACGUCGACGGCCCAUCGUCUGCCGCGAAGCAGGUCCUAAGCACGCCCUCGUCCCCCACCGACUCGAGUGCGCGCGCCAAUGCUGCCGCCGGCGGCCACCCAAGGAGCAUGUCCGACGCCUCUCUCAAACCCAGGCCUGCCGACUUUGGUCCGAGGCUAGCGCCGGCUCGGCCUGAUCCUACUUCCGAGUACCAGUUCUCUGGCAUCAUCACCAACAACGUAGGCCAGGCUCUGCCGAAGCGAGUCACGCAGGGCGGCAAGCGGUCCAGCGCAAUGUCCGAGAUCAUGAGGGGCAACGACGUCCCUGGCCUCAUGCUUCCGGGCGACCGGGGACGCCAUCUGUCCGCAAGCGGGCCGUCAAUGCGCCUGGGUAGCAAGUCAAAGUCGCCCACAAGCCGCCUGGGCAUGCGCUCGCACUCCCCCCGUGGUCCUCUACUCCGCAACCUGAGUCCCGCCGGCCGAGCGGUGCUCAAUGACCCCGAUAUUACCGACUACACCAACGCCUACCGCCGUCUAUCGGACGCCGCUUUGGCACGGUCCGGGGGGAGUCUGUCGGAGCUAGGGAGACGCAGGAGCUCCAACUACACGGCCGGAACCGGUAGGCUAGCCAAAGACUACCUGGGCCCGGAUGGCGAAUUGCUUGUCGAAGAUAGUAGCGAAGACAACGGGAGCUCAUCCGGCGAGGAGGGGCAGCGGGGGAGGAAGACCGCUCGGCCGGAAGCGACCCCCAAAACGGAGGGUACCCGGCGGGAGGUUAAGAGUCUGUUGGCGGCAGCCGAGGAAGAACGCAUCCAAGUGGCAUCUCAGCAGCCAUACCAGUACCGAUCACUCCUGGACGAGCCGGAGAUUACGGUGACGAACCCGUCGGGCGAACGUGUGAAGCACAGUAAACCAGUCAUCCACCCCAACACCAGCUUCGAUGACCCGCCCGGGAGCGGGGUCAACACGCCCCUGGACUCGGACACCGAGGCGGACCUAUCCGACAUUAAGAGAGCGCAGAAGUUGUCGUUCGCCAUGACACAGAUCAUGGAAACCCCCGAGGCGCACCGGACCAUCCAGAUCAUCACCCGAGGCGAGUACUCCAAGCUCGUCCAGGAAGCCGAAGAGGAGCACCGACCGCCGCGGAAGUACCUGGUAGCCACGGACCUGAGCGACGAGUCGACGCACGCUCUGGAAUGGGCCAUCGGCACCGUCCUCCGCGACGGCGACACCCUCCUGGCCAUCUACUGCGUCGACGAGGAAACGGGCAUCGGCGCCAGCGACAACGCGCAGGUGCCCGACGAACCCAAGGCCAUGAAGGAGCAGGCGGCCGCCAUCAACACGGUCGCGUCCAGCAAGACGCCCGUCACGGGCAGCGGCACCAUCCUGCCCUUGCACAACCAGCGGGGGCCCGGUUCUGCCGGGGCGGGAGGGACGACGGCCACCUCGAGCGCGUCACCCACGCCGUCGAUCGGGAGGGAGCGCACCAAGGCCGAGGAAGACCGCUACAGGACGGUCCAGACCAUCAGCGAAAAGGUCACCAAGCUGCUGCGCAAGACGCGCCUGCAGGUGCGCGUCAUUGUCGAGGUGCUGCACUGCAAGAGCCCAAAGCACCUCAUCACCGAGGUCAUCGACCUGGUCAACCCGACACUCGUGAUCCUGGGGAGCCGCGGCAGGAGUGCUCUGAAGGGGGUCAUAUUAGGAUCCUUCUCCAACUACCUCGUCAACAAGAGCUCGGUGCCCGUCAUGGUGGCAAGGAAACGGUUAAGGAAACAGAGCAAGUACAAGCAUCUCCCUUCGACGAACCAGAUCAACAACAUCAACAACCCGGCAGCGAGGAGCCUAGCGAACGCCAAGAUCGAUUGAAAUAUGGAUGUGAAAGCGUGAUGGGAGCUGCGACCGGCUUCUUCUUACCAGGCUUGAAUGGUCGGGGUGCAAGAACGGCGAUGAAAAAGAAGUCGAGAGAAGGGCUAGGGGACAGCACAGAUGUGAUACUGGGAAAGACGGGGCAUCGGUGUACUGGCGAUGGGGUUACUUGGUGCAUUUAUC